AUGGGUGGUGACACCUGCGCUUCUCUCCUUUCAAAGCUCUCCUCCAUGCUGGACGACAGCGGCGCCCCGUGUCUCUCGAUGGACUCUCACUCUCACUCUCACUCUCACGCCCACUCGCACAGCAGCAGUGGAGAUGAGGGGCACAUGGAGCACGGCGGUCACGGCCAUCAUGGCGGCUGUAGUGCCACGCACGGUGCGUACUCUGUUCCUUUGCACGUUGCCGCUAUAUUCAUUCUUUUAGUGGCAUCCUUUCUGGGAACAAUUAUGCCACUUGCUGGAAAAUAUGUGCCAGCCCUUCGUAUGAAUUUGUUUGCGGUUGUCAUUGCUAAGUGUGUCUCUACAGGUGUGGUUAUGGCUGUUGCGUUGCUUACCAUGUUAAAUCAUAGUUUGCACAGUUUUAUGGAGGAUUGUGUACCUACAGCACUCCAAAGCAGCACAUACGAUGCAUACGCCUUGUUGUUUGCGAUGGUAGCAGCUUUGCUAAUGCAUAUGGUAGAUGUUGUAAUGGAUUUAUUACUUGAAAAAUGGUCUAUGGAAGCUGAAAACAGGGGUUGUUCUUCUUCUACUGGAGUAGUGGAUGGAAAUGAAGAGGAUAUAAAACGUAAUCAAGGAUCAUCUACAUGUAAUGUAGAAGGAUGUUGUGCAGAACCUUCAUCAAUGUGUGAGCUUAGAGGAUGUUGUCAAGGAACCGGUGUUGGUACUUUAACUCGUCUGACUGGGGCACGUCGUAUUGCUGCUGCUGUUUUGAUGGAAUUCGGUUUAACACUGCAUAGUGUAUUCUUGGGUAUCUCUGUGGGGAUCACAGAUGACUCAAGUACAAAGACAUUACUUGUGGCACUAUCCUUCCAUCAACUAUUUGAAGGACUUGCGCUGGGUUCAAGACUUGCAGAAGCAUCUAUGCAUUCAGGAAUGGAGAUAUUACUAACUCUUAUCUUUUCAUUUUCUGUCCCUGUUGGCGCAGCGAUUGGACUUAUCACCAUGCAAGGUUCGAAUGUGUCGGUUACUGGACCAGUCUUUGUGGUUCUGCAGGCCAUUGUGAAUGCCGUUGGUGGUGGAAUUUUACUUUAUUUGGGUUUUGGACUCUUGUUGAAUGACUUCCCAGCAGAUCUUCGUAGACAUGCAGGCAUAAAGGAAAAACAUCGUUUAUGGAAAUGUUUGGCGAUGUUUGUGGCACUAUGGGGAGGGGCAGCCAUUAUGGCAGUGCUAGCAAACUGGCACUAA
This is a messenger RNA of Trypanosoma theileri, 1221 nucleotides long. RefSeq names its product putative cation transporter. Gene Ontology annotation, biological process: zinc ion transmembrane transport. The transcript has a single exon. NCBI's taxonomy places the organism in Eukaryota, Euglenozoa, Kinetoplastea, Trypanosomatida, Trypanosomatidae. The coding region runs from base 1 to 1221 and encodes 406 amino acids. Gene Ontology annotation, cellular component: plasma membrane. Gene Ontology annotation, molecular function: zinc ion transmembrane transporter activity. The record is from RefSeq and is a predicted model, not a curated record.